This is a messenger RNA of Nematolebias whitei (Rio pearlfish), 1868 nucleotides long. It is a transcript of the gene rfng, whose product is annotated as RFNG O-fucosylpeptide 3-beta-N-acetylglucosaminyltransferase. Gene Ontology annotation, molecular function: O-fucosylpeptide 3-beta-N-acetylglucosaminyltransferase activity. Gene Ontology annotation, cellular component: membrane. Lineage: Eukaryota; Metazoa; Chordata; Actinopteri; Cyprinodontiformes; Rivulidae. Gene Ontology annotation, biological process: regulation of Notch signaling pathway. The transcript has 8 exons. The record is from RefSeq and is a predicted model, not a curated record.
AAACGAAAAACUUUUCUUUUGUCCUGUUUGUCACUUCCGGAGUGCGGACAUCACAAACUCAAGCAGGUGUCUGUGUGAUGGUAUGAUGACCAGACGGAGUGGUGCUGUGAGGGACUGCAGCCCCGGAGGCUGAGCUCCUUCACCUUUAGCCCGUCAGGAUGAACACGGCUUCAGUGGCUUUCAGUAAGUCCUGCUUUGUGUUCUUCCUGGGAUUGUGCUCCCUCCUCCUCCUGCUCAUCCCAGCUUUCCAGCCUCCGGCCCGGCUUGUAGACCUGCCUCAACCCCGACCCCAGGUCAGACCGGCCCCAGUGCACCAUGCUGAGGUUCCAGGAGGUUCUGUCAGCGCUGACGGUGCAUAUUCAGACUCUGGGCUCGUAGAAGCUCUAAGAACACCCGUUCUAACCAAAGACUUCAGGAAUGAAAUCCUUGAUCUCCAAAGUGGUAAAGACACGAGAAGUCCUGGAAGACUUGUGGACUCAAGUUCACGGUCCAGGCCUCCAGACCACUUAGAACUGAAGGACAUUUUUAUUGCGGUGAAGACCACCAAAAAGUACCACAAGUCCAGACUGGAGCUGCUGAUCCAAACCUGGGUGUCCCGAGCUAAAGAGCAGGUGAGGAUUUAUCUGUUCCCCUCGUAAAACUGGACUGUUCUUAAACUGUGCUGUUGUCUGAUUUCUCUUACAGGAGCUCAUAUCAUCAACACUAACUGCUCGGCAGCUCACAACCGACAGGCUCUGUGCUGCAAGAUGUCUGUUGAAUAUGACAAAUUCAUCGAGUCCCAGAAGAAGUGGUUCUGCCACGUGGAUGAUGACAACUAUGUGAUCCUGCCCAGUCUGCUGGAUCUACUUUCUUCCUACCAUCACAGCCAAGACAUCUACCUGGGCCGGCCCAGUCUGAACCACCCCAUAGAGGCUGCAGAGAGGGUCAAGAGUGACGGCUCAGUUUCCGUCAAGUUCUGGUUUGCCACAGGAGGAGCAGGUUUCUGUAUUAGCCGAGGCCUGGCUCUGAAAAUGAGCCCUUGGGCCAGUUUGGGGAACUUCAUCAGCACGGCAGAAAAGAUCCGCCUCCCUGACGACUGCACCAUCGGCUACAUCAUCGAGGCCCUGCUGGAGGUCAAGCUGACUCACACCAGCUUGUUCCACUCUCACCUGGAGAGCCUCCAGAAGCUACCCGCCGACACUUUGCUUGAUCAGGUGACUCUCAGUUAUGGAGGCUUUGAGAACAGAGGGAACGUGGUCGGCAUCGGUAAAAGCUUUUCACUGGCUGAAGACCCCACAAGGUUUAAGUCAGUCCACUGCCGUCUGUAUCCAGAUACUGAGUGGUGCUCAAAAAGUCGACCUGGACACAAAAACUGAAUAGAUCUGUGAGCGUCCUGCAGCACCGACGCAGCUUCAUUCUGAAAUAUUUGGACUGAGCCGCUGAAAUCAGCUCACCUUUAGGUGUGUAAUAUAUUCCAGUCUGACAGAAAGUGAUGUAAGACACUGAAAACUCCUUAGCUGUUUCCAAAUGAACGUGAUGGGAGCUGCUCAGGGUGAUCCGGUUUAUUCCACUGCUAAAGCUGCAGCAACACAAAUGUUUACAUCCACUCUUUAAGCCCCGAUUUUAGGUUCACAAGCUUUAUUUUUAUUUUUUGGUUUUCAGUACAUCAUUUUCCCAUGAUGCCUUGCUAGCCAAGAGGAGAUUGAUUGGAAAACUUAAAAACCUAAAGAUUAUUUUUAUUCCACACUUUGAAGAUGCAGAUUUAAAUGAUGAUCCAGAUACUUGGGAGAUUAGGUAAAAACAUCAUCAUCAUAAUCUUUUAACAAAAAUAAACAUUUUGUUUUAUGUAGAACAUUUGACAACAUGUGAGUAAGAAAAACCAAAUCAAU